AUGGGGUGGGUCUCAUCCACCACAAUAUGGAUCAUAAUGUGGAGUUGCCUAUUGCGGGGCUUUCAGUUAGCUCCGCAAACAUCUCCAAAACAAAUUCCAUGUGAUAAAACAAGGAAAGUUUUUACUGAAUCUUGGGGAAUCAUUAGUGAUGGACCUUUAGGUUCAAAUUAUACUCAAGAUUCUCAUUGUGAAUGGCUUAUAAAAGCUAACAACAGCCGUCAAUUUAUUACAUUAAGUUUUCGUACAAUGGGAACAGAAUGUAGUUAUGAUUAUGUUUUUGUUUAUGAUGGAGACUCUUUUCGAUCUCCGCUCCUAGGUAGUUUCAGUGGAAAAACAGAGCCACAACAAGUGACAUCAUCAUCUGGUUAUAUGUUAAUCUUACUGUAUAGUGAUACAAAUUACGUUUUGGAUGGUUUCCAUGCAGAAUUUUCAGUUACAAAUUGUCCAAAUAAUUGUACAAAUCAUGGAAAAUGUAUAAAUAAUACUUGCUUCUGUGAAAAUGAUUGGGGUGGUAGAGAUUGCUCUAGAGCUCUUUGUCCCAAUAAUUGUAGUUAUGGUGGGGAAUGUGGUUUAAAAAGAUGCCAGUGCCAUAAUGGAUAUUCAGGACAGUCUUGCUCAUUACAUAAAACACAUCCUGAAGGAAAUAAGUGGCAUUGGCUUUCUCAUUCAGAAGGUGGACUUAGGCCAAGAGCAGCACAUACAGCAGUGUAUAUAAAAGAAACUGAUUCUCUUUAUGUUUUUGGUGGUUAUGAUCUCAAUUAUAUACUCAAUGAUCUGGAAGUCUAUCAGUUUAGUACAAGUCAAUGGGAAGAUGAAUAUGGUAAUGUACUAGAAGGCACCUCAUCUGCGGAAUAUUUAGAUCCUAUGCUCAUUGCUACUGAGUUAGAACGGAUAGGAGCGGGUGCAAAGGAACUGUACGGUCUUCGUACGUCGUCCCUUAUUUGGAGAGUACUUUACAGUAUUAAAGACAAUAAUACUUUUAGUUUACGUAAUCAUGCAAACGCAGAAAAUGAACAGCAUGGUUGGCCCGAUUUUAAAAACGCAGCAGAACAUAAAGAACAUGAAAAAAGAACCCAAGAUAGCAGAGAUGGUGAAUCAAGUAAAAGUACAAUUAGGAUAGAAAGAAAUGAUGAUCUGAAAAGGAAACAUUCGAGGCAUCCUAAGCCUCGGUAUGCACAAACAGCAAGACAUCGUCGGAAUCUUGAAAACUUAGAUCUUUAUCAAGAACUUCGCGCGGCAAAUAUAAGAAGCGACGUAUUAAAUUGGGAGAAAGAAAAUGCUGAUGAUUCCAUUGGAGAGAAUAUUUUUAGUCCGGAACCUAAAUCCGAAAAAGAUGAAUCAUUUAAACAUGAAUCUACAAAUCCACCAGUUGAUGAAUUACCUAAACCGAGUUCACGAUAUGGUCAUGCUGCCUGUAGAUACGAGGGUGGUUUUGUUAUAUAUGGCGGAAAAGUACAAGAUGGUUCUUUGUCAAAUGAGUUAUGGCAUUACAAUGUCAACACACGUUCGUGGACAUUACGGGCUAAAAAUUCUCCAUUCUACCCACCGCAGUUGACAAGACAUACUCUUACUUUAGCGAAUGAUUAUAUUUAUCUUUUUGGUGGUAGCACGGUUGAUGGUGAAUUUUCAUCGAGUCUUUAUAAGAUCAAAUUGAAUUUAUCCGAUCCUACAGUAAGUACAGAAAGAUGGAAAGAAGUACAUCCUCGAGGGGGAAAAGAAUUAGACGUACGCGUAGUAGCACAUUCAACUGUAUACCAUCGCGCCACAAAUUCUUUGCUAGUUUACGGAGGAGUAGUAGCUAGCGUCGCACGAUUUAGUAAAUUAUCAGAUAGAAUGUUUGUAUUUCAACUUGACAGAAAAGUUUGGUCCGAAAUUCAUUACCCGAGAGCGCAUUUAAGAGAUACUUAUGUUCCGAGAGAACGGGCAUUUCAUACUUGCAAUAUUAUAGGGAAUUAUUUAGUGGUGUUUGGUGGAUAUUCUCACAGACAUAACAAAGAAGAAAUUUGUUAUGAUAAUCAAAUGUAUCUUUACCACUUAGGCUGUCACGUUUGGGUAAAUCAUGACGUAUUAGGUUUAAAUGACAAAGAUUCUCGUUAUCCAAAGCAACAAGGAGUAUUUGCACACGCGGCAGAUGUACGAAACGGAAAUACUUUGUUAUUAGUUGGUGGUUAUCAUGGAAAUGUAAAUGCAGAUUUACUUGCCUAUACAUUACCACCAAUGCUUGCGCCUGGAGACGAAGAUUACAUAGAACCUGAACAGAUUUGUUCAAAACAUAAAAGUUUAAUGGAAUGUUCAGCUAAUCCAGAAUGUGGUUGGUGUUCAGCAGAUGAGAUAUGUUAUGGUAGAACAAUUGGUAGUAAUUGUACAACUAAUCUCCAAACGACUCGUUGUCCAGGCGUUUGUCCUGCACUUGGAGAUUGUCAUUCAUGUUUGAUACACGGUCAACCUGGCGGGGGUUGGGGUACGACUGCCCGCGGCAAAAAAUCUGUAUCGAAUAAAUUAAAUCUCGGAACUUGUACUUGGUGCGUUCAGAACGCACGUUGUCACCACAAAGAUGAUAAUUAUGGGGUUUGUGGUCUACGAGAUGAUACACCAUUACAAAUACCUGGAUGGUGGGGUCCGAAAGGCACGGAAAUUAUAAAGGUCGAAGAAUGUCGCGAAAUGGAUAAAAGACCAGGAUUGACAUUUUUAAAAUAUAAACCCCCUGUAAAUUUUAGUCAACCCGAUUCGGUUACCAUAGUCAAUGCCACUACAGUAGAUUUCAAUGUACCAUCCAUGCAAGGUGCAAAGACAGAAUCUGCCCUUGGUGGAGAAAUGAUUGCUAGAUUAAUCGGCUUUCUCAGACCACCUCACUUCUAUUGGGAUAGCACAGUGGAACAUCUAAAAAUUUGUGUCAGUUAUAACAGUGCCACUCUACAUGUAUCACGAAGCGAUGAUCCUCAAGAAUUGGAAUUAGUUGCAAAUUUAACUGCUGAGACAUCGCAGUGUAUUCCAACGAAAUGGCCCGACGGAUAUCAAAUGAUGUUAUUACCAGGACGAUAUUUAUUAGAUUUUGAAUCUAAGAGAAUGGUUACGACGAGUUACGCGUACGCUAGUAAAAUGGAAAUAACUCACAAUAAGAAAACCGAGAAUCCAAAAGUUUUUACGUUCGAAUAUCUUGAACCAUAUCAAAAUGGAUCGUGUCAUCAAUAUAAAAACUGCCUUCAUUGCUUAACUGAUUCUUCGUGCGGUUGGUGUGAUAUUAUUAACAAAUGUCUUUCACGUUCCACUAACGAGACUGAAAGUUGUAUAGCUGACGUAGAAUGGGACGAAGAUGGUACUCCAAUCCGUGAAUGGCAUUAUUUAACCAUCACUCCUUCAACUUGUGCUAAUUGUUCUAAUUACAUAUCUUGUGAAUCUUGCGUCGGUAGCAAUUUAUGUGAAUGGUGGACAGAAGAAGCUCGUUGCGCACGAAUAGGGAGACUACCUAAUGCAGUUGUUAGUCUUGAUCAGUGUCCAAUUCCCUGUAGACAACGUUCGAAUUGUACACAGUGUUUGGACGAACGUGGGAGGUGUGUAUGGUGUGAAGCUACGCAGGAAUGCUUCUCUUUCUCGGUAUACACGUCUGAAUAUCAAUUUGGAUUAUGUCGAGAAUGGAUGGAUCAAGCUGGUCUAAUGGGUGUAACAUCAAGAUCUGGAUCGUCUCUAACAGGCAAUGAUCAGUGCAAAAGCUGUAGUAGGCACACAAACUGUUCUAGUUGUUUACAUUCAUUAAGCUGUGGUUGGUGUUAUAGUUUAGAAAAUCCUAUUAUGGGAGCAUGUGUACAGGGAGACUUCAAUCAGCCACACGUCAAUUGCAGUUUAGUGAUUAACGAUGAUCAGAAUACAACGUUAGAAUCUGAUGAAUCAGGUUGGGCCUACGCUCAAUGUCCAGACGUUGACGAGUGUGAUUUAGGCCUGCAUGAUUGUCAUCCUAAUGCAGUGUGUACUAAUACCCACGGUAGCUAUAGUUGUCAAUGUAAGAAAGGUUUCAAUGGCGAUGGCAAAGAGAAUUGCACGAAAACCUGUUACGAAAAAUGCGUUAAUGGCUACUGUAGCGAAGCACCUGAUUACAAAUGCGAAUGUUAUCUUGGAUGGACAGGACCAGAUUGUAGAACGAAUUGUGGAUGUUACAAUCAUUCCACUUGUGUACAAGGCCCAGGUAUUUGCGACGAAUGUCAAGGCUGGACUACCGGUAGAUAUUGCGAAGAAUGUAAAGCAGGCAGUUACGGUAAUGCUAUAACACCACUUGGAUGUAAAAAGUGUAAUUGUAAUGAACACGGAGACAAAGAUUUAGGUAUUUGCAAUCGGUCUGGUAUAUGUUUCUGUCGUGACAAUACCGAAGGGGAUAUGUGCGAACGUUGCAAGAAAGGAUAUUAUGGUGAUCCAAGAGACGGUGGAAUGUGUUAUUACGGUUGUAUGUCACGAGGAAUGCUUGGAGGCGAAGGAGCUGGUAGACAAGGUCUUGGCAGCAGACACUCGCAGUCAUCUUUAUGGGAAAGUCAUUUUGGAGACUCACCAACAAGAGAAUGUCUCUGGAUAGUAAGCCCAAAAACAGAUCUUUCAUCGGAUACUAUGCUUUCAGCAACUCAGAGUGUAAUACAAUUCACUAUACACAGCGAUAUAAAUGUUAGUUGCCAAGAGAACAGCGUCUACGUAUACGACGGACUUCCAGAAUUUGUUUCAUCAUCGACUAGUCAUCAAAGUCAGCUACUUGGCGUUUACUGUACAGAAAGUACAGACUACCCUGUAACUGUGGAAGCUAAGUCUGGCUUCCUUACUGUUCAUUAUAAACAACUAGAUGAAGUGGAGGGUUUUAAUGCAAGUUAUCUGAUAAUGACAUGUAACAAUUGUCCUGGAAAUCGAGAAUGUCGCAACGGGAACUGUUUAUGUAAAAUCGGUUUUGUAGGAAUCAAUUGCGACAUCGAAAUAUGCCCUAACAAUUGUACUUCGUCGAAAAAACAAGGAGUUUGUGAUAAAGGCUAUGGACGCUGUGUUUGCACAGCUGAUUACGGAGGUCGCGAUUGCUCCAUUAAGAUUAAAGAACACCAAUUAAUAUUUACUGAAUUAUUUAAUUCUGAAUAUUUAGCCGAUCACUUGGAUCAUCUCCGAAAAACUCUACCACGUUUUGGUCAUACAUUAGUUGCCGACAGAAGGGGUAGCCUGUGGAUGUUUGGAGGAUAUUCACUCAGUCAUGGUCCUUUAAAUGAUAUCAGAUUAUUCGAUACCAAAAAUAAUACAUGGAUGCCAAUUACUGUCGAAUCUACUUCAGAAGCUUCUAUGCCUCAAGGUAGAUACUUUCAUGCAGCCGAGAUUGUGCAUAGUAGACAACAGAUAUACGUUUAUGGUGGAUUAUCAAUGAAAGAAGAAGACAUUCAAGGAUUAUCGAACAAUACACUGAGCGACUUUUGGAAGUUCAGUUUGCAAAAUCAAAGAUGGAUGCAAAUUAUACAGGAUGAGUUUAAUAGAGAACCAUCACCUUUAGCCGGCCAUACAUUGACUCUACGUAGAAGUGGAGAAUCAGAAAGUCUAAUAUUGAUUGGAGGAUUCAGCCCUAAGUAUGGAUACCUUGAUACAGUAUGGGAAUUCAACUUGGAGACAGAAACUUGGGAUACGAUAAAUACAAUUGGUAAUGGACCAUUAGGUGUUUACGGGCAUUCAACUGUGUACCAUAGCAAGUCGGAUAGCUUUUACAUUUUUGGUGGAUAUACUUAUGCAAUAAAUCGUACGUUUAUUUCCAACAAAUUGUAUGCACUGAAUUACAAAACUCGAACGUGGUCUGUGCUUCCACCAUUUGAUGAUGAUCUUACCGAUGGAAAUAGUUUGCCACAAGCUAGAUUUCUUCAUUCUGCAGUCACCACUGAUGAGUACAUGGUAAUAUUUGGUGGUCGCCAAAAUCCGCAUAAUACUUCUGAUUCGUUGAUCGCUUAUAAAUAUUCAUGUAAUUUGUGGAUCCGUUUAAUAACGAAAGACAUGGAAGUUAUUGGAAGUCCACCACCACCUGCAUAUGCCCAUGCAAUGACUCACGCGGAUCCAGAAUCUAAUGCGGUAUACGUUGUUGGAGGUUUUGACGGUGGAAUCAAAAGUCACGUCACUCUAAUAAGCAUUCCUGAAGAUUUGUGUAAUCUUUGGACGGAUAAAAUAACUUGCAGAAAAUAUUUUGGAUGUUCGUUCUGCUCUGUUAUUACAAUCAGUGGGAAUAACGCUUCUUUCUGUUUCUCUAAUGAAGUUUCAGUUAACAAAGAUGAUCGAUGCGAUAUUAAUGUUACCCAAGCUCAACGAUCAAAUGGAAUAUUUUGUAAUUCAGAAUGGAUGGCAAGUAGAAAAUGUCAAAAUUUUAAAACUUGCACAGAGUGUUUAGCAGAAUGGCCAUAUUAUAAAAAUGAGGAGCCAGUAUGUAAAUGGUGCACAAACUGUCCAAGUGGAAAGUGUAUACCGUCUGAGAAAGUUUGCGAUGAAUUAAAUAAAUGCAGCAUCAGGCAAAUAUCCAUGGCCGACGUGAAUCAGUGCGGUGAACGGCAAUGUCCAGCAAGUGAUUGUGAGAAGUGUAACAGCCUCGAAGGUUGCGUGUGGACAAGACAGGUUUUAAAAACUUCUGAAUUGGGAUUAGCAGUAACCGGUGAACCGGCAUAUGAUUGGAAUUGUGUACCGGAUUACAUUUUUGAGAGAUCAAGCAUCAAAAUGGGAAGCACGCAAUGUGAAAAACGAUGCGCAGAACAUAAAGAUUGCAAAAGUUGUUUAAAGGGUACAGGAGCAGAAGGUGGAUGGCGAGAAUGUCGAUGGUCGACACAACUUAACGAAUGCAUUUCUCCAUCGUACCAACCUCUUUACUGUGCUGGAGGCGUAUGCGGAUUAGUAUUGCGAAGCUCGGAUAUGGAUCAUUGUCCUGAACCAUGUUCUGUUUUCAAGCAGUGUAACACGUGUUUAAAGCAUUCACACUGUGGAUGGUGUUCUUUAGAUUUAGCUAAUAUAACCGGUCAAGGAAUAUGUACAGAAGGUUCACUUGAAGCACCUACAGAUCAUCCAGCUGGUGGAACAUGUGAAAUGUUAUACUACCAACAAUUCCCUCAGACUGAACCACCAUUCGUAACUACGACAUUUCCGCAUUAUUUAGAAUCUUCAGAAGCUCCGGACAAUGUUACAAUGUUAAUUCCUAGCGUUUCAUCAAAACCAGUAUUUUCUUGGCACUAUGUACGAUGUCCCCCAGAAGACGAAUGUACCAAUGGACACCACACAUGUUCCCCAAAAAGUGAACAAUGUUUCGAUUUGACAGAAGGAUUUGAGUGUUUGUGUGGUGAUGGAUAUAAAACUGCAAGUCCGUCGUCGUUUAAUGAAUUUGGAAGACGAAUUUGUGUACCAACGUGUACGCAAGGUUGUGUUAGAGGAACUUGCGUAGAACCAAAUGUUUGUCGUUGUGACUUUGGUUACGUAGGUGCCAAUUGUUCCAUUCAGUGCCAAUGUAAUGGUCACAGUAAUUGUGCAGGCCCAGACAAAUUAGAUGUCUGUUUAGAAUGUCAUAAUAAUACGAUGGGACCACAAUGCGACAAAUGUCUACCAUUAUUUGUUGGAAAUCCAGCUGAUAAUGGACAAUGCGUACCAUGUCUUGAAUAUUGUAACGGGCAUACACGAAUUUGCAUUAACGAAAGCAUGACUGUACCGGAUCCAAAUUCCAUUGACAAAAUGUCUAUAGAACUUUUAAAGAAACAAUUGGUCGAAGGUCCUGUAGCCAAAGCAAAAUGUGUAAAUUGUGGGAAUAACACUAAAGGUGAUAAGUGUGGUGAAUGUAUGACCGGUUAUUUCAGAGGAACAGAAGAUCCUCGUGCUAUCUGUCGGCCUUGUGAAUGUCAUGGGCAUGGAUUCACUUGUGAUCCCGUAACAGGAGAAAAGUGUAAUUGUGGUAAUAAUACAGAAAGUGAACCAUCCUGUGCUAGCGGUCCGAUAAAAGGUUCAAAUACCGGCGGCCCGCCAUGCUGGAUGGUACAAUGCAGUAAAUGCAAGGAGAACUAUGCUGGAACACCAACCAUGGGUCAUCAGUGUUAUAAAACUGUAACUGUCGAUAACAAGAUGUGUUUUGACUCGAAGUUGAUAGACGAGUGUAAGAUGAAGCCAAAACCAUUGAAUCCCGGUCAGACGGUAUUUUACAUGGUACAACCUCGUUUUAUGAACGUUGAUAUCAGAGUUAUGGUAGAUGUAACUCAAGGGGCUUUAGAUCUAUUUCUCAGCCCGCGCGACGAUUCUUUCGUUGUUACUUUAAAUUCGUCAACAGGCUAUCAAGAUGUUGAACUGGACAGCAGAUUCGUGUGGCAUAAAGACCAGCACAAUAUGUGGCUCGAUGAACAUACUCGUAGCUUAAUGAGAAUCGUCGAAUUUCAUCCGCACAAUACAUUUUCAUUUGCAUCUAAUGGCACCACCACAGAACCAACUUGGAAUACCGGCCCUCAGUACAUUGUAAUGGAAUGCUUCGCAGAAGGUUUGGCUACUUUUUUAACAAUCGAGAACAGAAACACGUUCUUAGUGGUAAGGAACCUUACAAAUCGAUUAGUGUUAACUUUGCCACAAGAUAAGCACGAACUUCAUCAAACAAAGUUUCACAUCGCGUUGAGAGCAAUUGAUCCAGUUUAUCCGGAAACAAGCGGCCGAGCCGCGUACGGGAUGAUCUUUUUCCGGCAAGAUCAACUUCACAUAGAUCUUUUCGUAUUCUUCUCCGUGUUCUUCUCCUGUUUCUUUCUAUUCUUAGCUGCUUGCGUAGUCGCUUGGAAAACGAAACAAGCAGCCGACGUACGAAGAGCACGGAGAAGACACGUUGUCGAAAUGUUACACAUGGCUAAGAGACCUUUCGCUUCAGCUACCAUCAUUUACGAUCGAGAUGGUAACGACUGUAGUCCAAGUUCGCCUCAGCGAAAAAGUAGACGCAAUAAAUUAGUUAGCUUUCACAGUGAUGUUAAACCAGUAGCAGUGGAGCCUACCGAUGACGGUGUUGCGGCUGUAGCCACUGUCUUCAUCAGAUUACCUGGUGGUCGACAAGCUCCAGUUAAAUUGGCUCUUGGCAGCUCAUUGAUACUAUUAACCAGAGUGUAUCCGGUUAACAGUAGAGUGUUCCUAAGGCGUAGAAACAGUCACGCGUUAAACUGAGCUUCUUUCUGUAAAAACAUCUUUCUUGCUAUCUUUAAGUCUGCUUAAGCUCUCAGAAAAAAAAGAAACAAAAGGAAGUAACGGUCAUUUUUAUUCUUUAUUUCUGCUAAUCAUUUUUUCAUUGAUCUCAAUCUGUUUUAAUGGUCGAUUUGUUUAUAUCAUCUGCAUCAUUGUGCAUAUUGAAGCAUUUCCUAUGAACAGCGUAUAUCGUUGAAUUUUUGUAUAAAUUUAAUAAUCCGUGAUUUUAAAAUCAUCGAGUUUAACGAAUGAUAUUAUUUACUACACGUAUAUGUCAUCGUCGACAUUGUUCAAUGUUCGCCAGUAAUAUGAACUCUUAGGUAUAACGAUUGUAUUAUAGUCGCAAAGAAACAAUUGUAAGGGUAUUUAAGAUAAGUAAUAAUAUAUAUAUAUAUAUAUAUGUAAUACAUAUAGUGUCAUACCAUUCCAUGACGAGACUGUAUGUUUGUACAUAAGAAUCUGUAAUUAUGUAUUAAUUCGUAAUUUACACACUUUUGUAGAACCAUUUUAUGUAACAGGACAUGGUUUUGUGUCUUGGAACAUUUAUAGAUACUUUCAGCGGAAAGUGAAUUAUUUUAUUGAGUCGUCUUUAAAAAAAAAUUUAUAGGAUCAUCUAUUGAGAGAUACGAACAAAAGAAAAUGCGAAGGCAGCUGCAAGUAUUAUUCUCAUUAGCAAGAUAUGUUUAUGAUGUUUAGAUUAAAAUUUUGCAUACAAUUAUGAAUCAUUUGAAUAGCACUGAAAUUCUUUGUCACAAAAGUACACGAGACAAAGUAAUUUUAUUAUUGUCACGAAUGAUAUUAAAACAUUUGCUGUUGAACAAAUUGUAAAGCUUCAAGUGAUAAUAUGUCAGUGUGGGAUUUCUUUGCGAUUACUUUUAAUAUAAUGAAAAAACGCAAUAAUAUUCGCAUGCCAAUCAACGAAAGUUUCUAACAGCUAGCAUAUAGAGUGAUUUUCGAACAAGAUGUGUAUGUAUAAACUUAUGGUCAUGUGCAGCUUGGGCUUUUCUUAAUUAGAGGACAGAGGACAGGGUUCUCCUAAGAUUAAAGUCCAAAGAAGCCUAUGUUGCACCCGAGUGUACAUGUAUGUAUGCUGUUAGAAGUUUCAUUAACGCUAUCAUUUCAAAACGAGUUAUGUCCGGAUCGUUUAAAAAUUAACAGUAUUAGAAGAGUUGGUUAGAAAAAAGCUCGAAUAAUGUGUGAGUCGAAAAAGGUUCCUAUACCAAAAUGAAAAAAAUAAAAAUAAAAAAGAACUGAUGAGAAAUAAGGAGCGCCGUAGCAUUAAUGAUAUAUUAUUUAUAACAAAAAACAAUAAGGAUGUAAAGGAUUUUAAUUAGAAGAAAUUGUAAAUACAAAAGAUGCACAUUGCAGAUAUUUAUCGACACCAUAUAAUACUUUCUAAUUGUAAAAUAUAUUAAUAGCAUGAUCAUCGAUAUCGCCUCAAAAUGAAAAAAUGAAAUGUGUCCUUUAUCAAAGAUAAUGAGCCAAGGUUACGUAUUAAUCAAAACACAUAGAUAAAUAAAAUAGGGUUUUGAUGUAAUAAUAUUAAUAAUUAAUAGUAAGAAGAAUUGUAAUAAGCUAACUAAUCCAGAAAGUGAGCAAUGUAGUGACAUAGAUGUAAAUAUCAUGAGGCGUUUACUCUUCUUUUUUCUUCUUUUUUGCUAAACUAUUAUCAAACGAGUUUUAAUAUAUAUAUAUUUUGUACAGAAUCGUUCUUGGGAUAGUUGUUAUUCUGGUUCGGAUAUUUCUUAUCCGUAUUUGUAGAAGAAGCUCUGAAAGCUUUGUACUGUAUAGUCUUUUUAAAUUCUUCUUAUAUAAUUCAUUUUUAUUGAUGUUACAUCUGUAAGUCACUAUUGGAAUAAUAUUUUAAUGCAUUUAUUUUUGAUAAAUAAUAUAGAAUCAAUCAUAUUUUCUGUAGAUACAGAGUGAAAUUUUUAAGCAAUUUUUUCAGAGCAGUUAUGUGUGUCAUUAAUAUGUUAAAAAAUGCACGGUUGUUCCUUGAUUGGGAACGGUGGUACACUGACGUAUGAGAAUGUAACAUGUCUUGUCUGUUAAAUCUCUAAAUUUAUUUCUCUUUUUCGUUUUCAUGAGUCUCGUCAUUACGUUCUUGUUAACAAAAUAUUUUACAUUUCUCUCUGAUUUUCAUCGCAAUACAUAGGUAUUCAUUUACCUUCACGCGACCAACUAUCCUAACUCUUCAUCAGCAAAAUUUACGCAAAAGUCUGUAAGCAUAUGUAUAAGAUAUAAAUUAACGUAUAUGUACAUUUAUAUAGAUCUACAUGAAUAGAUAUAUAUAUAUACACACGUGAAUAUAUGUAUAUUACACAAUUUAUAUAUAUUACACGAUGAAUGUAUAAUUCUCGGUUGUACAGAUCUGAGCGUUAUCUCCAAAAUGUUCUAUUUUAUAUAUAAUUAUUACAUUGCAUUCAAUGUAAGCGAUAUCUUCCAAUGCCGGCAUUGCAUCGCGUUGAAAAAACGUUUGUAACAUUAUGAGACACCGUCGUUUAUAAAAUAUUAAAGAAAAGGUUGUGAGGUCUGGGUACUGUGGGGAUCUCUUUAAGGGGUUUACCACUUUCUCAUGGAUUUAUUUGUAUGUAUUAUGGGGAGGAAUAUCAGGUUGUGCUAAUGAAAAUUAAUGAAUUGUAUUGAGACAGCUUUAAUAAACAUGUGUAAAAUUGGGUUUCA
This is a messenger RNA of Osmia lignaria (orchard mason bee), 11850 nucleotides long. NCBI's taxonomy places the organism in Eukaryota, Metazoa, Arthropoda, Insecta, Hymenoptera, Megachilidae. The record is from RefSeq and is a predicted model, not a curated record.